Aspergillus bombycis is the source of this 609-nucleotide messenger RNA. Its product is annotated as endo-rhamnogalacturonase F. Lineage: Eukaryota; Fungi; Ascomycota; Eurotiomycetes; Eurotiales; Aspergillaceae. The transcript has 2 exons. The annotation marks the transcript as partial. Gene Ontology annotation, biological process: carbohydrate metabolic process. Gene Ontology annotation, molecular function: polygalacturonase activity. The record is from RefSeq and is a predicted model, not a curated record.
GUCGCCAGAAACAUAAGCAUCCUGCAAGGCAACAACAUAGCCUUCAUCAAAACCUACCCUGGCGGCUCCGGCUACGUCAGCAACAUCACGUUCGAAAACUUCCGCUCAAAAGCCAGUCUCUACGGCCUCAACAUCAACCAAUACUGGCAGAACACUUUCACCCCGGACACCGGCGCCGUCACGCUCAGCAACAUCGUCUUCCGGAACGUGACCGGCUCUGUCGCCGACGGCGCCAAGCGGCCCCCGCUGUAUCUCAUUGCGAAUGACCUGACCUUUGCGACGAACGUGACGGUGGAGGAUGUUUCGGUGUGGACUGAAUCCGGGGACGCCGUCGUUAAUAAGAUCAGUAAUGUUUUUGGGUCCGGGGAUGGGACUUACGGGGUUAAUGAUGGGAUUGAGCCGUUGGUGGUGGAUGAGGUGCCCACGGCUUAUACGAAGACUAUUACGGUGACGGAGACGCCGACGGGCUGGGUGAAGCCUGGGUUGCCGGCUUGGGCGGCCCCGAGUACCGGGUUUGGGACGGCUUCGCCGAUCCCGGUUUAUACGCCUUCGCCUUUGUGGAGGCCUGGUGGGGUGGACUAUGAUUUGCAUUAUUGGGGGAGCUUUUGA